CAAACUCCCUUCUCAACCGCAAACCCCACCCAAUUUUCUGAAGGCUCUAAAUCCACACCAAGCCCUACGGGACAAACUCCUCUUAUAUCAACAGGCGCAUUCUCACAAGGGUGGGAAAAAGGACCAACACAAACAAGAAAAACAUGGCUAAGCUUCUAGUCACCCUCUGCCUCCUCUCCUCCGUCGCCGUCCUCAGCCUCGUCGCCGCAGAGACGUUCACCAUCCAGGGCCGUGUCUACUGCGACACUUGCCGUGCUGGCUUCGAGACCAGUGCUACCGAGUACAUGGAAGGCGCCAAGGUGAAGGUCGAAUGCAAGAACUACACUACCCGCGAGGUGACGCAGAAGGCGAGUGGUGAGACGGACGCGUCCGGGACCUACAACAUUCCGAUCACGCACACCCACGAGUCGGAGACCUGCGAGGUAGCGCUGGUGGAGAGCUCGCGCAAGGACUGCGACGAGAUCAAGCCCGACCGCGCCAUGGCCCGCGUCGUCCUCGCUAACGACACCGGGAUCAGCACCGGCAUCCGCUACGCCAACUCCCUCGGCUUCCUCAAGAAGGAGCCCCUCCCCGCCUGCGGCGACCUCCUCCAAUCGUACGCCCUAUCCGACGAUCUUGACUAAGCUCGGAGGCAUUAAUUAAUGGUUUCUAAUAAAAGUUUGUCCACGGAUGCGUGUACGAUCGUGGCUCUAGAUCUUAUCUUACUUCUUUUCAACAGAAAAUGCUGAUUUAUGUUUUCUUAUGCUUGAAAUGAACGAAACAACUUGAAUAAGGAAAAUGUCAAAUUCAACUGAUUGUAUGAAUGAUGACGUUUAUUCACAUUAA
Asparagus officinalis (garden asparagus) is the source of this 825-nucleotide messenger RNA. RefSeq names its product pollen-specific protein C13-like. Bases 144 to 623 code for a protein of 159 amino acids. Lineage: Eukaryota; Viridiplantae; Streptophyta; Magnoliopsida; Asparagales; Asparagaceae. The transcript is spliced from 2 exons. The record is from RefSeq and is a predicted model, not a curated record.